Molecule: messenger RNA, 3429 nt
Organism: Arachis duranensis
Lineage: Eukaryota; Viridiplantae; Streptophyta; Magnoliopsida; Fabales; Fabaceae
Product: protein CTR9 homolog
Biological process (GO): regulation of DNA-templated transcription
Cellular component (GO): Cdc73/Paf1 complex
Molecular function (GO): RNA polymerase II complex binding
Source: RefSeq, a predicted model, not a curated record
CUUCUCUCUCGAGAAUCUUGGUGGAAAACCAAUGGCAUCGGUGUACAUCCCGGUGCAGAACUCGGAGGAAGAGGUUAGGGUUGCACUCGACCAGCUUCCCAGGGACGCCUCCGACAUCCUCGACAUCCUCAAGGCCGAGCAAGCCCCUCUCGAUCUCUGGCUCAUUAUCGCGAGGGAGUAUUUCAAGCAGGGAAAAAUUGAUCAAUUUCGCCAGAUUUUGGAGGAGGGAUCCAGCCCGGAAAUCGAUGACUAUUAUGCUGACGUUAGAUAUGAGAGGAUUGCUAUAUUAAAUGCCCUUGGGGCAUACUAUAGCUACCUUGGGAAAAUUGAGACUAAACAAAGAGAAAAGGAGGAGCAUUUCAUUUUGGCAACUCAAUAUUACAAUAAAGCAUCGAGGAUCGACAUGCAUGAGCCCUCGACAUGGGUUGGGAAAGGUCAACUUUUGCUUGCAAAGGGAGAAGUAGAGCAGGCAUCUGCUGCAUUUAAGAUUGUAUUAGAUGGAGACCGAGAUAAUGUUCCUGCUCUUCUCGGCCAGGCCUGUGUUGAGUUCAACCGAGGGCGGUAUUCUGACUCACUUGAGUUGUACAAGAGAGCAUUGCAAGUUUAUCCCGAUUGCCCUGCACCUGUUAGGCUUGGCAUAGGUCUAUGUCGCUACAAAUUAGGUCAAUUUGAAAAGGCUCGACAGGCAUUUGAGCGAGUUUUGCAGGCAAAUCCAGAAAAUGUUGAGGCUCUUGUAGCACUUGCAAUAAUGGACUUGCGUACCAAUGAAGCUGCUGGAAUUAGAAAGGGAAUGGUAAAGAUGCAGAGGGCAUUUGAGAUAUACCCUUAUUGUGCAAUGGCUCUGAAUUAUCUUGCAAAUCAUUUUUUCUUCACUGGUCAACAUUUCUUGGUUGAGCAACUGACUGAAACUGCAUUAGCUGUCACCAAUCAUGGUCCAACAAAGUCCCAUUCUUAUUAUAAUUUAGCGCGCUCUUACCAUAGCAAGGGGGACUAUGACAAAGCAGGGGUGUAUUACAUGGCAUCUGUCAAGGAAGUCAACAAGCCUCAUGAAUUUGUGUUUCCUUAUUAUGGUCUAGGACAAGUGCAAUUAAAGUUGGGAGAUUUCAGAAGUGCCCUGUCAAAUUUUGAAAAGGUUCUGGAGGUGUACCCGGAUAAUUGCGAGACAUUAAAAGCACUGGCACACAUAUAUGUUCAGCUUGGUCAAACUGACAAGGGCCAGGACUUUAUUCGAAAAGCAACCAAAAUUGAUCCCCGUGAUGCCCAGGCAUUUCUUGAACUGGGUGAAUUGUUGAUUCUGUCUGAUACAGGAUCUGCCCUCGAUGCAUUUAAAACUGCUCGUACUCUUUUUAAGAAGGGAGGCCAAGACGUACCAAUAGAAUUACUCAAUAAUAUUGGUGUCCUUCAGUUUGAAAGGGGAGAGUUUGAGCUUGCUCAACAAACUUUUAAAGAGGCUUUGGGUGACGGCAUAUGGCUUUUUCUUAUUAAUGGGGGAAAUAAGUCUUCCAAUGAUAUUGCUACUUCUACACUACAGUUUAAGGACAUGCAAUUAUUUCAUAAGCUUGAAAGUACCGGUCAUCAUAUAGAUUUGCCCUGGGAUAAAGUCACAGUGCUCUUUAACCUGGCCAGAUUACUUGAGCAGUUAAAUGAUUCUGGAACUGCAAGUAUAUUGUAUCGCCUAAUAUUAUUCAGGUUUCCAGACUAUAUUGAUGCGUAUCUGAGGUUAGCUGCAAUCGCAAAGGCUCGAAACAACAUUCUGUUAAGCAUUGAGCUGGUUCAUGAUGCGCUAAAGGUGAAUGAAAAGUGUCCAAAUGCAUUAUCUAUGCUUGGUGAUUUGGAGUUGAAAAAUGAUGAUUGGGUAAAGGCAAAAGAAACUCUCCGGGCAGCCAGUGAUGCAACUGAUGGGAAGGACUCAUAUGCUACUCUUGCUCUUGGAAACUGGAAUUACUUUGCAGCCGUUCGGAAUGAGAAGAGAAAUCCAAAGCUAGAAGCUACUCAUUUGGAAAAGGCCAAGGAACUCUAUACACGAGUUCUGAUUCAGCAUUCUGCAAAUUUAUAUGCUGCCAAUGGUGCUGGAGUAGUGCUAGCUGAGAAAGGCCAUUUUGAUGUUUCAAAGGAUAUCUUCACUCAGGUUCAAGAAGCUGCAAGUGGUAGUGUUUUUGUCCAGAUGCCCGAUGUUUGGAUAAAUUUGGCCCAUGUUUAUUUUGCUCAGGGAAAUUUUUCUUUGGCUGUGAAAAUGUAUCAGAAUUGCUUGCGAAAGUUUUUUUAUAACACAGACUCACAAAUACUUCUAUAUUUAGCUCGUACUCAUUAUGAAGCAGAACAGUGGCAAGAUUGUAUAAAAACUCUACUAAGGGCAAUCCAUUUGGCACCCUCAAACUAUACAUUAAGAUUUGACGCAGGUGUUGCGAUGCAAAAGUUUUCAGCAUCAACAUUACAGAAGGCAAAAAGGACUGCAGAUGAGGUGAGAGCAACUGUAGCAGAACUGCAAAAUGCUGUUCGAGUAUUUAGUCAGUUGUCUGCUGCAUCCAACCUUCAUAUUCAUGGGUUUGAUGAGAAAAAAAUUGACACUCAUGUUGGGUACUGCAACCACCUACUUUCGGCUGCAAAAGUUCAUCUUGAAGCAGCUGAGCGUGAGGAGCAGCAAGUGCGACAGAGGCAAGAACUUGCUCGUCAGGUUGCAUUGGCCGAGGAAGCCCGACGGAAGGCUGAAGAGCAAAGGAAAUUUCAGAUGGAAAGGAGAAAGCAAGAGGAUGAACUGAAGAGGGUGCAACAACAGGAGGAACAUUUUAAGCGUGUUAAGGAACAAUGGAAGAGCAGCUCACACUCAAGACGAAGGGAAAGGACACCAGAAGAAGAAGAGGGUGGGACUGGCGAGAAACGGAGAAAGAAAGGUGGAAAGAGGAGAAAGAAGGAUAAGCACUCGAAAUCACACUAUGACAAUGAAGAAGGAGAAGCCGAUAUGAUGAAUGAACCAGAGAUGGAGGAUGAAGAUGUUGAUAACUACAUAGAGCCCCAAACUAUGGGGAAUGAUGAUGCUGAAGGGAAUGCUCAGGAUCUUCUUGCAGCAGCUGGACUUGAAGAUUCUGAUGCAGAAGAUGAUAUGGCUGCACCAUCGUCAAACAUUGCCCGCCGGAGGCAAGCGUUAUCAGAAUCUGAUGAUGAUGAACCAAUAAUGCGGCAAUCAAGUCCUAUAAGAGAAAAUUCUGCUGAUAUGGAGCUGAGUGAUGGAGAAAUUAGGGAGCCUAAGACAAAUGGAGAUGAUGGUAGUGACUAGUAGGAACAGUAUUAAAUUUUGGACUGUACAGGUUAGAUAUGUAUAUUGUCUUCUAGUGAUGAUCAAAUUCAGUGUUGUGAUGCUUUUUCAGUUCCUGAUAUCUAUAUGUAUAAAUUUGGAAAUGCUUAAUUUAGAAAGGCCAAAGUUUUCUGUUA